Molecule: messenger RNA, 1876 nt
Organism: Anarrhichthys ocellatus (wolf-eel)
Lineage: Eukaryota; Metazoa; Chordata; Actinopteri; Perciformes; Anarhichadidae
Gene: slc7a5
Product: solute carrier family 7 member 5
Exons: 10
Coding region: 240-1802 (520 amino acids)
Biological process (GO): neutral amino acid transport; amino acid transmembrane transport
Cellular component (GO): membrane
Molecular function (GO): L-amino acid transmembrane transporter activity; neutral L-amino acid transmembrane transporter activity
Source: RefSeq, a predicted model, not a curated record
CCUUGACGGAGGAGGGCCACAUGCCAAUUGUCAUAGUAGUUUCGCACGCGGAUACCAGAAGGCACGUCGCUCUGACUCUCACAAGCAGACUCACCGCGGACUCCUCGUGGUUGAGCCCGGCCGGUAUCAGACCACGCACCGGACGGACAGAGAGAGGACGGAGAGAGCCGGCAAAGCGAGAAGCUUUGUGUGUCCCCCACACCGUGCUAGUGUGAAGGAAGAGGAAACUAGAGCCAACGAUGUCGGGGUUAAAAAAGAGAACCUCUAACUCCUCUGCGGAAAGGGAAGAGGACAAGCAAGUCACGGAAAAGAUGCUGUCCCCGCCGGGCGGCGUCGGGGAGAAGGGGGACCAGGGCGGAGCGCCGGGAGGCGACCCCAACAAUGCCGCCGCCGCGGGAGAGGGCGGGAUCGUCCUGAAAAAGAACAUCACCCUGAUAAACGGCGUGGCCCUCAUCGUGGGCACCAUCAUCGGCUCGGGCAUCUUCGUCACGCCGUCCGGCGUGGUGAAGGAGGCCGGCUCGGUGGGUCUGUCCCUGGUGGUGUGGACGGUGUGCGGGGUGUUCUCCACGGUGGGAGCGCUCUGCUACGCGGAGCUGGGGACCACCAUCACCAAGUCCGGCGGGGACUACGCCUACAUUCUGGAGGUGUACGGCUCCCUGGUGGCUUUCCUCAAACUCUGGAUCGAGUUGCUCAUCAUCCGGCCGUCCUCGCAGUACAUCGUCGCCUACGUGUUCGCCACCUACCUCCUCAAGCCCCUGUUCCCCGUGUGCCCGGUGCCGGAGGAAGGGGCCAAACUCGUGGCCUGCCUCUGCAUCCUCUUGUUGACCUUUGUGAACUGCUACAGUGUGAAGGCGGCCACCAGAGUGCAGGACAUCUUUGCCGCGGGCAAGCUGCUGGCUCUUGGGAUGAUCAUCAUCAUCGGCUUCGUCAAGAUCGGACAAGGUGGUAUAGACCGUCUCCUUCCAGAAAAUUCCUUCGAGGGGUCCAGAUAUGAGUUUGGCAGCUUGGGGAUGUCGCUCUACAGCGGCCUGUUUGCUUACGGUGGCUGGAACUACUUGAAUUUGGUCACUGAGGAGAUGAUUGAGCCUUUCAAAAACCUUCCCCGCGCCAUUAUCAUCUCUCUGCCCAUAGUGACGGUCGUGUACGUUCUGACCAACCUGGCCUAUUUCACCACCCUCUCCCCCGAGCAGAUGCUCGGCUCAGAGGCUGUGGCCGUGGAUUUUGGUAACAGCCACCUGGGUCCGAUGGCGUGGAUCAUCCCUGUGUUUGUAGGCCUGUCCUGCUUCGGAUCGGUCAACGGCUCUCUGUUCACAUCAUCCAGGUUAUUCUUCGUGGGUUCCCGGGAGGGUCACCUGCCCAGUCUGCUGUCAAUGAUCCACCCCACCCUGCUGACCCCGCUGCCCUCACUUAUAUUCACUUGUCUGAUGACGCUGCUCUACGCCUUCUCCAACGACAUCUUCUCCGUCAUAAACUUCUUCAGCUUCUUCAACUGGCUCUGCAUCGCCUUGGCAAUCGUCGGGAUGAUGUGGCUCCGCUAUAAGAAGCCGGAGAUGGAGCGGCCGAUCAAGGUGAAUAUUCUGCUGCCCUUGAGCUUUGUGCUCGCCUGCCUCUUCCUCAUCAUCGUCUCCAUCUGGAAGACCCCAGUGGAGUGCGCGAUCGGCUUCGGCAUCAUUGCGACGGGAGUUCCCGUCUACUUUAUCGGCGUGCGUUGGCAGAGCAAACCCAAGUGGAUGCUGCACGGAAUCUUCUCGACCACGGCCUUGUGUCAGAAGGUGAUGGAGGUGGUGCCGCAGGCGACCUAAGAGGCCUUUACAGCAUAUUGGGCUGCACAAACGGUGACCUCUGGGAUCUGAUAUCACAGCUGAUGAAGCUUGAC